Messenger RNA from Esox lucius (northern pike), 3706 nucleotides. It is a transcript of the gene mepcea, whose product is annotated as methylphosphate capping enzyme. The record is from RefSeq and is a predicted model, not a curated record. NCBI's taxonomy places the organism in Eukaryota, Metazoa, Chordata, Actinopteri, Esociformes, Esocidae. The coding region runs from base 352 to 2667 and encodes 771 amino acids. The transcript is spliced from 5 exons. Gene Ontology annotation, molecular function: snRNA binding; RNA methyltransferase activity; O-methyltransferase activity. Gene Ontology annotation, biological process: snRNA modification.
AACAAUCAUUGGAACCCAACCUGAGAUAGAGCUGUUGAGCUAGAAGUUAGCGCCCCGAGUUUGGAGUCUAAACUGCGAGCGACCUCACAAUCAUACACAAAUUCACACAGAACGACCACAGUGGUUAUUUUCUUAGUUUUGGAGAGGCUUGUCUCCCACACAGUAUUUAUUUCUUUAACCAGUGAAAAUAAUAAUAGCGAACAAUCAAGAUAUCUACGAAGCUGAUGCUGCGGGAACGUCAGUAACUCGGGGAGGGAGUGUGUCAGUGACAGUUCAGCUUCACGCGAAGGCGGGGAGAACGUUUACUGGUUCCAUGUCAGCACAAAAAGUACUGAGUAGAAGGUGAUAGAGAUGUCUGUUGAUAAAGAGCCUGUGCCCACCAAAAGUACCAAAUUGGACCCAGCACCACCUCUGCCGCCCCAGCAACACUCAGCAUGCCCUGGAAGCUUCAACAAUGCCCCAAAAGUGCCAGAGGCCGCCCUGGACAAUUCAGACAUCACUGAUGUUGUUGCUACCUGCCCCAUGCCAGACAGUGGUUCCCAAGCCAAACAGAGAAGUUUGACUCACCACACCGACCAGCAAGAGAGAGAUCGGCAGCAGGCUAUGGCAACUGAACAACACCUUAACCCUAAAAAUGGCUUGCAGCAACCCAAACAACAACAACAACAGCAGCAGCAGCAGCAGCAACAGAAGCUCUCUAAGCGCCGUAGCACAAUUAACGCUGGGUUUAAGCAUCCGGCAGGGAAGCGACGACGACGGGCCAACUCUGAGAGUGACUCGGUUCUACCCACCAACUUCCUGCUGGGGGGAAACAUCUUUGACCCCCUGAAUCUCAACAGCCUGCUGGACGAGGACGUGAACAGGGCGCUGAACGCUGAGACGCCCCGGUCCUCCCCCCUGCCCGCCAAGAACCAUGACCCGGUGGAGAUCCUUAUUCCCAGGGAUAUCACCGACCCCCUCAACCUCAACAGCGAGAUGGAAGGUAGGUGUGUCCUGGUCUCACCCUUCAAGAGCGGCGGCAGGCGACGACACCGCCACAGACACCAUGGAGGCGGAGGAGGCGGGGGGUCCACCGUUGCCGGGUUGAACCUGUCCGAUUCAGAGAGAGGUGCCGAAGUGACCAGCACCACCGGUUCCUCCCGGAUGAACCCGGUGUCGGCUAGUGCGGCGUCUGCCUCUGUCCAGGAAGAAGCCGCCGUGGAGCUGCAGGGAGGCACUGGGAUCAACCACUCCUGCAGCAGGGAUGAGGCCACGCUCCCAAUAUCUACUCCCCAGACCCAGCCUCGAGCCCCGGCAGACCCCUCGGGCACCGCGCACGGUGGCCUGAACCACCUCAGCAGCCGGCAACGCAAACGCAGGCGGAACUCUGGUAAGACGGAGGCCCCCGCAGCACAGUCCGCCCCCGCGGUCAGGUCGGGGGCCGAGGAGAGGGGCCGCGGGGGUGCGCCCGGGAGAAAUGCGCAUUCGUCCUUCCACACUCCGGUGGUCGGCCCCCGGGGCUCGUCCCAGGUGCCGGGUGGCCGCCAGCACGCCCAGAACCAGCACAAGCAGCCCCAUCAGAAGAAGAAGUUCCAGUAUGGCAACUACAACAAGUACUACGGCUACCGCAACCCUGGUUGUGGCGAGGACCCGCGUCUCCGCUGUCUCCGCCGGGAGUGGUUCCAGGGUAAAGCCGUGCUGGACCUGGGCUGUAACACGGGCCACCUGACCCUCUGCAUCGCUAAGACGCUGCGGCCUGCCCACAUACUGGGACUGGACAUCGACGGAGGUCUGGUGCAUGUGGCCCGCCAGAACAUCAGGCACUACCUAUCUGAGGUGCAGGUCCGGGAGGCCCGGAGGGCCGCCGGGGAGGAGAAGAAAACCGGCGGGUCCGAAGAGGAGAAAAAGGAGGAGAAGUCCGUCAAACGGGAGGAGAUGGGGGAGGAGAUGGGGGAGGAGACCGGGGAGGAUCCGUCCUGCACGGUCGGGCAGGCCCAAGGACAGGGCGAACCGGGUGGAACAGGGAGCGGCAGGUCCGAGAACGGAGAUGCAGGGAAACGGGUGAGGGAGGGUGGCGUCCCCGCGGUGACGGCCGACGGGGUGGUUAUGUCGCGUCACACGGAGAAAAGGGCCCUGGAGAUGGAGGAGGAUGAAGACGACUCUGCAGAGCCGGCUGUUGAACUGGGGACCAGCUCCUUCCCCGUCUCCUUAUGCCUCUCCAGGGGGCCAAUAGCAGCCCCUCCGCUUCCCCAAACCCCCGCCAUGCCUCCUGGCAGUUUCCCCUCCAAUGUCUCCUUUGCCAAGGGGAACUACGUCCUGGACAGCGAUGCUCUGCUGUUGACCCAGCGGCCGGAGUAUGACGUCAUCCUGUGCUUCAGCGUCACCAAGUGGGUGCACCUGAACUGGGGAGACAGCGGGCUGAAGCGCCUCUUCCACCGGGUCUUCCGACACCUGCGUCCUGGAGGCCUGUUCAUCCUGGAGCCGCAGCCCUGGAUCACCUACGGCAAGAGGAAGAGGCUCACGGAGAGCAUCUAUAAGAAUUACCAAAGCAUCCACCUCAAACCAGAAGACUUCUCCACAUAUCUGACAUCUGAAGUGGGAUUCUGUAGCUACGAGUUGAUCGGGGUGCCUAACACUUUGUCGAAAGGUUUUCAGAGGCCUAUCUACUUGUUUCAUAAAGGAACAUAAUGGUCCUGGAAGAUCAGUGUCGCAGCAGCCAAAACGUAAACCACCAUGAGACGCAAAACAAAUCAUCCGUUCUAAGAUCUGCCUUCAUCUCCAUCCUCUAAGCAUAUCUGUCGAAACCGGACAGACUCGGUCAGAACUUUGUGCGGGUCUGUUGUUCUGAAGGCAAGGAUUUCAAAAUCUGAGACUGGAUUUUAUAUAACAAUAAUCUGAAUGUUUCUUUACCCACAAAUCUGUACUCUAGAAAAUGAGAGGAAAAGCUUUGAACUCAAUCCUGAUUUUGGACUUUUUAGCAACUCAUGCACAGGCAAUGUGUCCAUCUCUUUUUACUACUGUUCUAACUCUUGUUCGGUCCAGAACUAUAUUUUUCACAGUUUUCUGUCAAGACGAGGUUCAUCAAAAUAUCAUAGUUUUCAUCUGUGAGGAUGGCCAACGGUUGUUUUCACGUUUUGUCAAUGCUACUCAUUUAGGGACAUUUCUCAAGCUUUUUAGAAGAACCGUUCUGCUUAUGAACACUUGGUUUCUGUGGCCUGACAGACUGCCCAGGAGAAGCUGUUCGAUUUAGUGCGUCUGCUCUGGGUCCCGAGUGCAUUUCCUGCAGAUCUCAUGUCUCAUGUACAUCGACUCCUCUCUAACUCUUGGUAGCGGAUUAAAGAACAACUGACCCCACAUGGACUUAGCUAUAAUGAAUUGAGGGGACGAUCAAUGUUUUUAAUUUGGCUUCAAUUGGAAUGAUUAUGAUUGUGUUCUUUUCCUUUCAGUAUUUUCACGCACGACUGUAUUUUUAUUGUUUUCUUUCAUUGGGAUCUUUUUGUCACGUGUUUAAACAGGAGUUAGCAGCCAGAUAAUAAUCAUAUCUACCCUAUACAUGGCCUCAGUGGUUUGUAAAUCAAAUGUUAAUCCAGCUCACUUUAACUCAAAUCAGUUCAUAAUCUUGUUUAUGCUUUACUCAGUUCUUAUGCUUAAUAUUUGUUUACUCUUACCAGCAGAUAGGUAGAUGCUGGUUUAGUUCUUAUGAAACGUUUUUGUUUGUUAAUAAAUA